Pogonomyrmex barbatus (red harvester ant) is the source of this 2337-nucleotide messenger RNA. RefSeq names its product intraflagellar transport protein 74 homolog. Gene Ontology annotation, cellular component: cilium; intraciliary transport particle B. Gene Ontology annotation, molecular function: beta-tubulin binding. Lineage: Eukaryota; Metazoa; Arthropoda; Insecta; Hymenoptera; Formicidae. Gene Ontology annotation, biological process: cilium assembly; intraciliary transport involved in cilium assembly. The record is from RefSeq and is a predicted model, not a curated record.
AACCUAUCUGAAAUAAUUUUGAUUAUAUUUCAAAUAAGGAAAAGAGAAGUUUUUGUUGACGUAGAAGUAAAUGCUAAAAUGUUUAAAUGAUUGUAAUUAAUAUUACAAUAUGCAUAAUUAUUAAAAUCUGCGAUUUCUAUCUGCGAUGACAGUAAGUACAAAUCAAUUAUACCUUUAGUACAAUCAUGGCUUUUGGCAAAUUUAACGAAUUACGCAUAUACCAGUUUCUAUGACUACGCUGAGCAAAACAUUUCUAUUCCCCGGCCAAUACUUCACCAUCACUAUUAUCAAAUAAACGCGUAGCUGUUGUACUGUGUCCAUUGCUCCGAUCUAUAACAUUCAAUUUUCAACGGAAAUGGAUUUCGAGAGAAAUGAUUCUGGUAAGAUAGGAGAACGACCGAUAACGCGGUGGCGACGGGAUCAGGAAGAGCCGAGUACUUCGAGUAAGAUCGACAGGCCACCAACCGGCAUUGUCAGACCUCAAAGCAAGUAUGAGAGACCGAGAUCUCGACGAGGAUACAAGAAUGAAUCAUCAGAAUACGUCAGUUCGGCGACUUAUCGUUCGGCGACACCCGGACGCCUCGCCCUCGCAAGACCGCCGUCGGCGUCUCUUUUAUCUAAUCGGGCGCCAACCGCGAGUACAGGUAUCUCCAGAAUGGGUUCUGGACUGGCUCGUUCCAACACGGGAUUUGCAACCGCCAAGCAAUUCAACGUCAGUAUGCUGGAUAGACCGAUUACACAGCAUGGAAUAGCAGGCGUGCGACCGGGUACCACCAGGGGUUUGCCGAUGACGAGGCAAAUUCAAGACAAGAGAUACUAUGAAGGUCUAUUGCAGCUGAAAAUAAGAGAAUUGACACAGGAGAUCGGAACGAUAAUGAAGGAUAUUGAGAUGCAAAACAAGGAGAAGGCCACGUUUCUGCACUAUGACAAGAGAGCCAAGAGUCUGGCUGCGGAGUUGACGACUUUGCAAGCCGAAUUAGCGGAUUACAAUCUUGUUGUGGACAAGAUGACCUUAGACGUCAGUAAGGAGGAGAUCGAGCAGGAGACUAAGGAGUUGGCAUUGAUGAAUGAACGUAGAAUGGCAGAAGUCGAACGGAUGUUUGAACAAAGAAAACAAAUGGAACAGAAACUCCAUAAAAUGGAGAAGGAUAUUGAGAAUGAAAAAAGGACCGAACGUAUAAUCGAGAACAUGGAUCCGCACACAAAGGAGAAAUAUGAUGAUCUGUUUCGACAGAAAAUGGAAUUGCAAGAACAAGCACAACAGAUACAGCGAGAAUUGGAUCAGCUGUCAAAAGAGCAAGCGCAUUUGGAGGAACAGAUCGCUCUGUCGCAACUGAAGCAAGAGGCAGUGAAACUGCAGGUGAGAAUUAUCGAAGCAGAGGAGAAACGUGACAAACUACAGGAAGAAGAACGCAAAAGAUUAUCACCGGAAGACGAGAAAGAACAACUUCUGCAGAAGAUCAAACGCGAUAAUAUCGACAUCGCCGCAACGGAGGCGCAGAUAGCCGAAAAGGAGAAAAAAAUGAUGGAAUUGGAGCAGGAGUUAGAGCAGUUAGAGACUGACAUGGAAGAUAAUCAAUCGGAGAAACAGAUGAAGUAUCAAGAAUUGCGUAAACGUGAGGAGAUGAUGGAGGAGUUCAUGUCUACGUAUGAACAGAGCAAGCAAGACGAAAUGGCAAAAUUAGAAAAACUUGAGCGUGAGAUUGUUGAUAAGUUAGAGACCGUAGCAAAUGCGGUGGAGAACAACGAGUAUCUCACAGAAGCUGAAGAAACAGCUAUUUUGCGUGACAAAUUUCCAUACAACGAUUACGAGACGGAGCAUCGUGAUGAUGACUUUGAAGAAUUGAAAAAAGACUAUGCGACUAUGCAACAGACAUUCAACAGACUAAGGAUCCUCGAGGAGAAGUUGCAACUUGAAUCCAAACAAAUGAAAGAGAAAUUGAAGAAGCAACAGAGCGAAUUGAUUGUUCUGGAGGAUCUGGAUGGUUUGAAAACACGAAAUGAACUCGAACGAGACGAGUUGAUUGCCGAACGACAAGAAUUGAUGUCCGAGGAAUCGGUCUGUGAGGACGAACUUAAAUCACUGAGAAAAGAAUAUAGCGAGCUCAAAGAGCGAUUGGAGAAAUAUACAAUAUAUCCGGAAAUCAGCAAUUUAGAAGAUAAAUUAGAAACAUUAAAAAAUGAUAAUAAAAAAAUCGAGGAAUUUAUAGCUAAAGAAAAGGAACGUAUUAAUUACGAGCCACUCAAAGAGAAAGCUUUUAAAUUAAUUAAUGAUUAUGGUGCAUUACUCCAGGAAAAUCUAAAAUCUCUUUAUUAGAUAUACUUUAUUUUUUUACU